AUGAAAUCACUCCUUGCCCUUGCUUUUGUUCUUUGCAUCUCGACAGGUAAGUCAAAGUAAUCCUAUUCGUUCGUCGGAAACUCGUUCUAAGACACCGUCUGAAAGUAUUGUUUUUCAAACUCUACAACUAUUAAGACAUAUCAAAAGAGUUAUCUUGGUUCCCUGGUAUUUUAGGAAGGCUUUUCCUCGUUAUAAAACGUUUUUUUAUACUAAAAUAUACGUAACAAAGAACAGGGGGUGGGGCUCAUGUAAUAAUAAAUCGACGCACAAUGAUUUGCGAACCGAUCCAGACAUGUUUCAAGCGAAAUGUUAGCUUGGUCAUCUGUUAUGUUUUUUCGCUUUCUUGGGCUGUCUUAAGACAUUUCGGUUCAAAUCUGCAUUUUGGAGUACAUUGUAGCCGCGGUAAUGUUCAUCUGUAUAUCUCAGAUUUCAUUAGCAACAAUGAUCACACGAACAGAGAGUGAUCUGUCAGUGAUAUACACAGGGAAUGUAUCAACAAAUACACAAAUGAUUAACUAGUUUUACAAAUAUCUUCUAUCUAGAAAUAAAGUCAAUUUGCAAAGAUUUCACCCAUUGCUUGUUCCAGUUUACAUAGAAAUUUUUAAAAGUUAAUUAGACUUUGGAAAAAUAAAAUGAAGUUGACAACGAUUGAAUGGCGAAAUUCAACGCCUUUUUUGUUACUGCCUAUGGAAAUCGUGAAAAUGAUAAAAUCCUGCUAAAUACUGUCUCGCCACACAUUUUGCUAAAACACCGGCAGCCCGAUUAUAGAUGACUAAUAAAUCAAUAAAUAAAUGAAAACUAUAUAUGCCCUGCAGUAAUGAAUCAGCUAUUCAAAGUAUCAAUGGCAGAAUUUCAUGUGCAUAUAUACGUAUAAUUAUAUAUCACAUUAAAAAAAUUGAAGUUAUGAAAUUACACAUCUUGAAUAAAAACGUAGGAUCAAUAAAAAUUACAAGGUAUUUAAAUGGAUAUGCAGAACACGUAUGGUCACUUUUGUCCGCUUUAAGCAGGAAAGCCGUAUAAAUCUUGGACUUACAUGUGUUAAAGUUGUUUAUUAACCAUUUCGGUAAAAGGGUUCAGUCAUUGGCAGCGGGAUAUUGCUUUGCCUAGUCUAGAAUUGGCAGUGUAAUUUACUUACUUCAGUGAACUAACGCAACAGGACGGGAGAGGAAAGAAGACUGCAAACAUUGUGUGACAAGCGUGGCAAUAAUUUUGUUUCAUAUAACUUUUCGCCAAACUCUACUUCGGCUUUUAUUAAAACAGAUCUUUUCGUAAAAGACCAGAAAACCUUGAAUAGUGAAGUUCACGACAAAACACGCAAGUAAUGACCUUGCCACGUUCGUCACGCACAAGGGAUUUGCCGUCCUCUUCUUCCUUUCGUCCUAUUGCCUAAACUUUAUUUAUUGACCAAGUAAAGGGGACGGGAGGAGCCCGGGAUAUCAGGGAACUUUAAGCAAAGAGGUUUUUGAGCGACGUACGUCAACCGGAAGUGAAGCCUUUCCCAUUAAACAUGCCUAAACGUUACCUAAAUUCUACUGCUAAGUGUUCUUUCUCUUGUAAAGAUGAUUUGCCGAAAUAUUAGAGAGUUUUAGAUUCGAGUUUACCCGCGCGAACCUCUAACCGCGGUUUGCGGUUACCCGUUUGCGGUUCGACGUUCAAACAUAAUUCGAUUUAGAUUGGCGGUGGAUUAGAUUACGGCCGCCAUUUUGAAUCAGCAGCCAUGAAUGACACUUGUUUUCAAGAUCAAAUAGGAUUUAUCAAAUUCAGCAUUUCGCCCGAAUUUGUGCCUCUGUUAAUGGAUAAAGACUUGCUCCACAAGAUUUUUGUAUCAUUACGUGGGGAAAACAAGAAUUAUACGCUAAAAGCUUUCAGGUAAAUGACAUACGUGAAAACCUACCUCCCCACGUUGAAAACGCACGUUGUAAACCUCAAACGUGACGCAAAAGACUUGUCGUCGCGCGUGACCUCCAGUGGUUAGAGGUUCGCGGUAAACUCGUAUCUAAAACUCUCUGUUGGGUAAAACCACUGCCCAAGGAUGCAAAAAGCCCACUUCUGGUUGACGUGUGUCACUCAAAAACGUUGUUGCUUAAGAGGCAGAGGUAGCCAUUGCCAACGUUAAUCAGGAGGGAACGUGUUUCCAAAUAGCACUGAAAACGUUGCCCCAAAUUUUCCACGUUUUAUAGACCGCGCGCGCAGAUACCUGGCGAUUUUGCUGCCGAGCGCAUAAACAAGCGACGCAACCACUUGCGCGUUCGCCAAAACAUAACCGCCAGCUACUCAGGCUUAUUAAGGAAAAACUUAGUCAACUCAUGCGCUGAUACAAACGCGUCCACUCAAUCAUCUAGUUGAAUGCUGAUAACUCUAACCUUCGGGGGAAACAAAAGAAGCAAUUAUUUUGUUAUUGUUGCGAAACUGAAUGACGUCCUAAUGAAGCUUACAUAUUUUCUAGUAAAUGGCCUCAAAUGCUACGAGUGUGUCUCCACGAAGGGUUGGGAUGACUGUGCUGAGAUAAAAACAGAGAAAGAAUGUCCUUCCUUUGCCGACCGCUGUGGCAAAUACAAAGUUGAAGGAACAAGCGGGCAAAUGUCUGCCGCGGUGUUCGCCAAGGGAUGCGCAACUAAAAUCCAGUGCGACAAAGAUGACAAAUCAGAGCUUUGCAAGCUUUCUGGGCCAAAAGGUAAUGUCAACUGCAAAGUUGACUGCUGCCAGGGAAAUCUGUGUAAUGGAGCCAAAGUAUUAACGGUCAGCGGCGUCUUGCUCUUGUCAUGCACUCUUUUAACUUUCUCACGAUGA
This is a messenger RNA of Porites evermanni, 2790 nucleotides long. Lineage: Eukaryota; Metazoa; Cnidaria; Anthozoa; Scleractinia; Poritidae. The record is from the annotation of a GenBank genome assembly.